UCUCUGCGUUAGAUCCAAGAUGGCUGUGUGUAUUCAGAAUCGAAAGAGGGAUAGCCUUUACCCUUUGACCUUACAACCUGCUGACCACUUCCGUACACAAAACUCAACUUGUCAGGAGAGUGUACUCCAUCGGUCCCCCGGGUGCCUGUUGGGCCACACUGCGGCAUCAGUACUCAUUUCAGCCAGUUUCAUAACCAGCUGAAAACUCAUUGGUGGAGCUUCAACAUAAUUAAUAAUCAUUUACAUCCAUUGCAAAGCAAGAUGCAAGGAAAAACCAGGGAAGGAACAGUGAAGAAGAGGGGAAAGUCAUUAAGCACAAAUGGGGAGGAGAGAGCAGCUAGUGGUUGCUAUCACCAUGAAAGUCAGGGCAAAGCUCGGAGCCACUGAGAGAUAGUAAGAGUGCUGCACAGGGGAAUAUCUGCCCAGAGAAUACAAACAUUUUCAGCUCAUUAGGUUGGAUAAACAAAGGUCUUACUGUAGGAGAUGCUGAGAGUCAUGGACAUCAGCUGGAAAACAACAAAAGAUCAAUAUCUUCAGAAGGGCGGUGGAGGAAAAUAAUGGGAUGCCAACAAAUUCAAGGAAAGACGCCCACAGCCUGCCUCAGUGCCAAGUUGUAAAUUGAUGAGGAAGACCAGAUGUGUGUCAGAAGCUGAGCAAGAUGGGUAAUGCCAUGCGAGGCAUCAUUGCCUUCAUCCCCUCAGAGCGAUGCCAACGAUUCUUAGUUGGGGACCUGAAGGAGAUGCCUCUGGAUCGGACCCUGGACCUGAGCAGUCGGCAGCUGCGUCGACUGCCUCUUGCUGCCUGUGUCUUUGAUGAGCUAGUGAAGCUCUACUUGAGUGACAACAACCUCAGCAGCUUACCAGCAGAGCUGCAGGGCCUGAAGAAGCUGCAACUCCUUGCCCUGGACUUUAACUGCUUUGAUGAGCUCCCUGCAGCUGUUUGCAGAUUGCCCCUGCUCAGCAUCCUUUACCUGGGUAACAACAGGCUGUACAGCCUCCCAAGAGAGCUGGGAGAGCUGAAGGAAUUGAACACUCUGUGGCUGGAGAUGAACUGCUUCACUGUUUUCCCCGAAGUGGUCUGUGAGCUCCCUAAUCUCAAGACCCUGCACCUAGGUUACAACCAGAUACAAAGUAUACCUAAAGAGCUGGGAGGGCUGGAGGAGCUGAGGAGUAUCUGGCUUGCAGGGAACCAGCUGGCAGAGUUCCCACCAGUGUUGCUGGACAUGCACUUUCUGGCUGUCAUUGAUGUGGACCGCAACAAAAUCCGCCGCUUCCCUGGUCUGUAUCACAUGCAGGGACUGAAACUUGUCAUCUAUGACCAUAACCCCUGCGUAAACGCCCCUGCAGUGGGUGAGGGGGUCAGGAGAGUGGGGCGCUGGGCGGACUGCUCAGAUGAUGAACAGGAAGAGGACGGGUCAAAAGCAGCAAGUGAGACAACAGUUGAGGUCACAGAAGUUCACCAAGAGGAGGAGCACAAUAUUUAAGGUGAAGGAACAGAGUGACCCUCAGCUGUGGCAAGGUCGGCCGCUAUGAAUGGCAUUCAAGUGCAGCGCUUGAAGUAGAGAGGUGUUCUGUGCAACAGGCUGAUGGUUGGUCCAUAUAUGGUAGAGCCAGUCUGAUGAGCCUUAACAACAAAACUUAAAGUAGUCCAUCAGCAUGGCUUACAGAAAGGGGACAUUUGAAUCCUGAAAUAAAGAAUGUUAUCAUAUUCAGACACCAACACUGUAUGAUGUUAAUGUUGAACUUGGGAGAGAAAGUUUAUUUAUGCCUUGAAAUGAUAUUUUAAAUUGCAUUGAUGUUCAAACACAUCAGAUUUUAGGUUUUGAACCAUUUAUCUAGAUCCAUAUAAGACAUAUCAGCACAAGAGUACACAAGAAUAUUUUCUUUGGGGGGAUUAAUAAAUUAGUAUUUUCUUAGGACAGUUAAACAUAACAGUGUUUUUGCAUUGGGUUGAGGUCACUUCGCAAUUAACUGUUGCUGAGGUAAUGGGGUUAUCUGAGUUUGUUCAUAACCCCAAAUGUCAGAUGAUGGAAACAAAAAAAUGGUAUAUCAAAUUGGAAAUUGAAUUGUUCACUCAACAAUAAACUUGAAAAGAUAUAACUAAACUCAAAGGUUGCAUUUAAAUAAAGGAAAGCAGUCAUUACACAAACUCUUGUUCCAGCAGGGUCUGCCAUAUCUAGACCUGCUUAAGGCCAAAUACAGGGAGCUUUUUAAUACCACUGAUGGAUGGUUUAGGUCAAUUAGUGCACUCCUUAUUCAGACCAAUGCAUAAUUCAUCCGAUAGAUCGAGGAUGUGGCUUUGAAUAAAGACUGCUAAUGGGCUUUAAUAUCAUCACCACAAGGUUCUGAUUUCACACAGAUCAUAAAAGCAGCUUUUCAGUUCUUCAGUAUACUGGACAAAUGUUCUAUGAACAAGAUGAAAUGUCAUGGGUCGUGUUAGUAUUUUGAAUCCUAAUAUAGGGAAAGAGAUUAAAACAUGCUGCAUACCAACAAAUGUGGAAAAUGGGAUUAUUUCAAAUAGCACGAAUACACUGAACUACUGUAUCAACAGAUUUAAUCAGUUUCCUGUUAUUAAAAAAGUCAUUUUUUAUGUGUUUGAGAGAAACAACUUCUUUGUCUCUUGGAUCAUUCAAAUACCGUGAACUGUGUCAAAGAACAACUUUUUUUUUGAUAAGAUGCCCCAAAGCACACUUAGUUUCAAACAUUUCUCUCACAUCAUAGAGAAAAGCCAACAGGGGAUUUGAGGUUUCAUUUUGUGACAUUUCAAAAUAAGGGUCUUUAUCAGUUUUUGAAAAGCUGUAACUAAUUUUUUUAA
Molecule: messenger RNA, 2814 nt
Organism: Notolabrus celidotus (New Zealand spotty)
Lineage: Eukaryota; Metazoa; Chordata; Actinopteri; Labriformes; Labridae
Gene: lrrc10
Product: leucine rich repeat containing 10
Exons: 4
Coding region: 659-1483 (274 amino acids)
Molecular function (GO): protein binding
Source: RefSeq, a predicted model, not a curated record